AUGGCGGACGUCGAUGUGGAGCCGGAGGUCGCCGCCGGUGCUCCCAAGAAGAGGACGUUCCGCAAGUACAGCUACCGCGGCGUCGACCUCGAUGCGCUGCUCGACAUGUCCACGGACGACCUCGUCCAGCUCUUCCCCGCGCGCGCCAGGAGAAGGUUCCAGAGGGGUUUGAAGAGGAAGCCGAUGGCGCUCAUCAAGAAGCUGCGCAAGGCGAAAAAGGAUGCUCCUGCGGGUGAGAAGCCAGAGCCAGUGAAAACCCAUCUCCGCAACAUGAUCAUUGUCCCUGAGAUGAUUGGAAGCAUUGUUGGUGUCUACAAUGGCAAGACCUUUAACCAGGUUGAGAUCAAGCCUGAGAUGAUUGGCCACUAUCUUGCAGAGUUUUCCAUCUCCUACAAGCCGGUCAAGCAUGAAACACAAGGACUGAAGUACCCUGAUGAUCUUGAUCUAAUUUUUGGCAAGGUACAUGUGACUGGGGCCACUGCAUCCUGUCCUGUAGAUAUAUCCUCUGAUGAGGCAAGUGAUGAGUACGUGGCCGAGGUACCAAAACCUCCAGAGAAUGAUGAUGUCAAGCUGGCCGCUUUGAAGAAACCAGGGAAAAAGAAACGCAAGAGGUCUUGUACAGCUACCGAAGCCAAAGAAGAGAAGAGUCCAUUUUUUCGCAUGUACAAAAACACAUGUUUGAAGAUAGAAAAUGCAGCAGACAAGAUCUCCUCAAGUGUAUCUGCAUCAUCAACUCCUCCAACUAAUUUAGUCCCUAGUAUUGGAGAGGCUAUGACGAUGGUCGAAGAGUGUGGGGUGGAAGAAGAAACCGCUCUAAUGCACACUGCCACCAUGUUGAUCAUGAAGCCUGAAUUUAGAGAUGUCUUCAGCCAUCUAAAAACAAAUAAAGGAAGGCUGGAUGUGAUUGAGAGGGAGCACGAAAAGGAGAUGAUGAGGCGCCAAUGA
Miscanthus lutarioriparius is the source of this 945-nucleotide messenger RNA. The record is from the annotation of a GenBank genome assembly. NCBI's taxonomy places the organism in Eukaryota, Viridiplantae, Streptophyta, Magnoliopsida, Poales, Poaceae.